AUGGCGCAUCUCGUUUUCUUUCCGCCGGUCGUCGACUCUGCAGACCAAGCCGCCUGCCCCACCGUUCCCUCCGGUCCCUCUGCGAAGCGAAGGCACCAGUCCUGCGGCAGUCGCAUGCGUCCGAUCGCUCUCAACCGACCUUCCGCCUCGCCGCUUCGUCUCGCACGAGCCUUUCACGGUGAAGGCCUCGCCUUUGAGGAGGAGAAAAGAGUGCUCCUCCAGAGAAUCACCCACAAUCCAGAGGAAGAAGCGGCAACGGGCGCUACACAAUCCAUGCCCUACAGCCUCAUCGCCCUCAACGCUCCAGGCAGACCUGCUGAAGCACGUCCGCUGCUCCCCGGAAUCCCUGGACUGUAUCAUCGUCGGGAGCGCGUGACAGGACGCUCUCACGUUUCCGUCAAAGUCGGCAAUGGCCGUUCCCUCCUCAAAUGCACUCCUCCCAGUGGAGGACGCCUCUUACACUUUCCUUCAAGUUCAGAGGCGCUGCUGAAGGCUCAGGCGCCGCGCUCGUUGGCUUACUACGACAGCGCGCAGGCCUGCGGGAACUUCGCCUGUCGGACGCGUUUCGACGAACCUCUCUACGGGCGCCCACAGAGUCCACGGGAGCCUCGGAGUCGCCUCGCGAAGUCAGCGAGUCCAGGACGAUCCCCUUUUCCUUCUUCUUUCGCAUGUUUGCAGCCUCCUGAGUUGCCUACAGCCAUGCCUGGGGAUUCCUCUCGUUUUUCGCAGAGCAGAUUGGACGCCCGCGACGCCGAUGAGCUCGAGUUCACCGAGGCAGCAAACCGCGCAUCGAGCCGCGCAAGCUUCCGAGGCACUGAAGGGGCGAGACCACGGAUUCCUAGAUUUCUCACCUCCCCGCUGGGAAGGCAAGAAGCGCCGCUGGCGAGGCGCCUCACGUCGAGAUUCGUGGACAUUGACAAGGAAGGAGAAGAAGGAGGUCCUGACAGGCUGCCGUCGGUCUCCCGGCCAGUUGGGGGUUCGCCUUUGCCUCGCCGCCAGCCGAUGCGCGCUGGGGGCGAAGAAGAGAACCUCCGUGGAAUCAGCGCGCUCCCCUCUCAGGCUCAGAGGCUCCCCUCUCAGGCUCAGAGGCUCCCCUCUCAGGCUCAGAGGCUGCCCACUCGAGCGGGGGGUCGGACCGGAGGGGAGAAGGAGAGAGAGCUCCUGCGUUUCGCUUCUCAGGCGCCGCAGUUCCGGGAGACUCGCAGCGGCCUCCAAAGGGGCGGUACGAAGGCGCGACAGGAUUUCAACGAUCCGGAACUCCCGCCUUCGCGGUCUUUCCUGUCGCGGCGUCUCUUGUCACGCGCCGCCACAAUGAAGACGGAUUCGGAGACAGGGACGAGAGAGCCGGCGAAGCGCCUGCCUACCCAGGUCCGGUCUUUGUCGACUCUCAGAAGCAUGAAGACCAUGCAGCGACUUGCAGGUCCUAAGGGAAGAAAGGGACAAGGAAGACAGAUUCCAGGCAGCCACUCGGAGACCGACGUCGACAUAGUGAACGCCUCUGGUUCGAGACAUUUCUCGGAAGAAGGUCGUCUGAAGUUUCGGGAGCCCAGCCGCUUCCAGGACGUUCGCGGGAAGAGCAUGCAGACUGACGACUCGACGGAUUCUUCAGGGACUUCUUCGCCUCCUGACAUUUGCUGGGAGUCGGAUGGCGCCGACGAAGACGAGGCUUGGGGCAGGUCGCGCGAGGCCGAUGGCAGCGGCGUAGACUCUGCCGGGGCUGGAAGCUGCUUCGUUCGGUUUCUCCGAGAGAAGGAAGACUCCGAGGCAGAGACAGCAGCUGCGUCGCUCCUGAACCUCUCCAAGGCAGUUUGCGUCGAGCUUGAGAACGUCCUGAGACGCCGGGAGGCAAGGAGUGCCGCGAGGCCAGCAGGCGUCAACGACCCCCUUGAAGGCGCGUUGCGGGGCGCCAACGUGUGGGGCGAAGGGGGCGAAGCUGACGAGCGGGAGGAAGAAACCGAGAAAGCAGCCGUUGCCCUGGGUCGCUUGGUUUUGGAGGAGCUGAAGUUCGUCAGAGAAACAGACCCUGCCUUAGGUCGUGUGUGCGCCCACAUCGGCGCGUUGCUUCAAGACCUCGAAGAUCGACACGAGGCACGCGAACGAAGCUCGCGAAACCGAAGGACAGACGAGGCGUAUCAAGGCUGGCUGUCGACGGUCGAGACGUCUCUCCAGGACGCUCUUGACUUGGACAAGGCGGCGGAGAAGUCUCCGUUGGCCGUGGGGUGCUCCGACGGGUCCUACCCUGUCUUUGGCAAGCAGCGACUGUCGAGGAGUUACGGCUCACCUCUAACGGUUUGCCCCCCACUGUGUAUCCAGACGAAGUCGGCGCAUGCGCCUACGACUCCUCUCAGUGUCUCCGCGUGCUUGUCGAGCGCGAAGGCGGCGCCGGAGGGGCGCGUCGAAAAGACAGCGCGCCUGCUGCGUCUCCAAGCUCUGCAGGACGACGGGGAGCUGGAGGGGCAAAACGAGGGAUGCCUUCGGCUCGCCGCGCCUCCGCUGAUCAGGAGCAUUCGUGUCAAGGAGCCGCUAACGCCUGCAGGCGAUGGGGAAGACAGCGAGGGACAGCGACGCCCUGAGGGGGAAUCUCCCGGAGCCGGAAUGCGGGGCGACACUCCCAAGCCUGUGCGGAGCUCCAAAGCGUGGACGGAGACGACGGAGAACGUUGUCACAGGCGAAGCGCGCAACAGCGGGGACAGGAGCUUGCCGUCGCCGUCGCCAGUCAUGUCGGGCAUCUGCACAUCAUCAGGGGGAUUCGACGUUUCCCCGGUUCAGAAACGCCAGAGCGGAGCGUUUAGCGAGGUUCUCGAAAAUAGAGGAAAGGCGCCGAAGCUGGGCCUGGAGAGGAGAGACGCGGCAGGCAGAGGCAGAGCUGGUGGAGCGCUUUAUGCCGAAACUUCGCAAACGCUUGCAGAUGACCAAUGCACCGGUGUCCAUGCGCGACUCCCAGACGCUGUGGGUUGCGAAAAGACCCUCCACUUUAUGGGCCUGCCUGUCGUGGCCACCGCAGAAGAACUGAGUGCUGAGCAGCGCCUCGCACUCCGCGAGGAUGAAGACCUAAGAGAGUCUCUGGAACGGGUGCACGUUCUUGAGGCGUAUCUCCAGUCGUCUUCCGCCUCAGGCGUCUCGCGCGCUCGCCUUGGCGGCUACCUCUCCCUCAGACGAGCUCUGCAGAGUUUGGACAGCCUUCAGAUGAAGGAAGCGGAUGAGUCUGAGGACGCGGGAGAGCUUGACAGCGAAGACAUUUCGACACGAAAGAAGGCGUUGAAGACUCAGGCAGAUCUCAGCAUCCAAGAUCUCCAGUUCCUCAAAGGUCACCUUCUCGCCGAGAGGGCGAGACAGACGGAGGCUUGGAAACACAAGCCAGGCGGUUGGGAGUUCGGGCGACCAGGGAGAGCCUUGCCUGGGUCCUCUUCACCCCCGCCUCUUCCGCCGGUUGCUGCUCUUCUUCCCGGUUCCCUUCGCACAGACACAUCCGACCCAGUGCCGACCGCGGCGCCCUCCAGGUCUCUUCUGCCGGGAGACAAGGACCCACAGUCUCCACUGAAUCGCGCGCGGUCGUUUCUGCGGCUAAUGGACACGAGCUUUCGACGCGAGCGCGAUGCAUGCGCGCCUCUGUCUCCGGCGUUCUCGUCUUCUCUGUCGUCUUGCAGCCGACUCUGCUCCCCGCAACGGACUGUCUCUGCCUCAGUGUCUAGGUCUGUUGCCGACGCCCCGCCGGCUCCGAAGGCUAAAGUGUCUCUUGACCCUUCUAUAAGCCGAAAGCAACUCGGGAACUCCGUCUCCACAUCGCAGACGUCUUUCCUGACGAGCCGGGCACAACUCCCCACCCCUGUCUCUCUCGUCUCGUCACUCCCGAAGGCGCAAGAGUCCGCCGUGACUGUCUCCGUUGCGGCUCCUCCUUCCAUGGCUUCUCCUUCCCCAUCCUCGCCUCGUCAGUCAACGCGUUUGCCCUCUUCGGUCUCGCUUUCUGUCUCGGCCAAGCCGUCUGCGGGCGACUUCGUCAGGAAGCUCUCUUCGCGUCCGUUGACGAGCGCGAGUCUGACGGGGUCCGAGUCCCCGAGAAAGGAACUAGAAUCGACUUCAAGCCUAAAGAAGUCGGUCUCCUCUACGACCGCUAGCAGGCUCCAGUCGAUGCGUGUCUCCUUUGUGGCCCCCACCGUCGAGCCGGACAGCCUCGCCCCCGCGGCCAAGAUAAGCGCGGGACUUGGAGCUGUCGGCAAGUCCGAAGCAGUCGUGCCUCUCCCAGAGCCUCCGAGCAGCAGCGUCUCCUCUCUCGCGAACCGAGGAGACGAAGCAGUCGUCCCUAGCCCAGAGCCUCCGAGCAGCAGCGUCUCCUCUCCCGCGAACGAAGACGGCGAAGACCCAGCAGGGUCAGUGAAGGUUUCCAACGGACCUGAAGCGGCCAGUCCGUCGGAGUCGAGGCUUGUGCGUCAUUCUGCGAGUCAGCAGGACUCAGCGACCUCGCAUGCUGCUAGCCUGACGAAGAGCGUCCCUGCCUCCUCUGGGGGCCUGAACUCGCGGCCCGCGCCCCACAGAGCCAAGACUGCCGUAGACAGCGACGCUUCGCACUCGCCUCUAGCAACUGAGUCCCUUAGGGACGCGUUCAAGGCUGCUCGCGCCAUCACUGAUCCCUUCGAGAACUCCAGGAGAGACGGCAACAAGAAGGGGGAGGACGUGGAGGAGACAGCUCAACCUCCCUUCGUCGAAGAAGCUCGACACAGUGUACGUGCCGACUCACCUGCACCGCAAGAGACGCCCGCGGUGCAGGAACCGCCUCCAACGCUUCUUCUUGGCGCGAAGAAAAUGGUUCAGAUGUUAACAGACCAGAUCGUCACUGCGUUCAGAAGCGGAGUACCCCCAGCAGAGGACGCCAACUUCGAGCUCGUUGUUUCUCUCGGAGAGCUCAAAAACGUCCUCGCGUUCACUGACGACAAGGUCCCGAAAAAAGUCUUUUGCGUCGUCCACUACCAGAAUGAAAACGCUCAAGACCUAGUUCGCGCGAGACGUCAACGUACGAAGAGCUGCGUCGUUAAGGAGGUCUCCGAGCACGUCUACGGCUGUGACAUCAAUCAGGAGGUGGUACUGCCCCUCCGUUCGCAACAGGCAGGCAUCCGUGUCACAGUUAUGCAGUUGAAUCUGGACGAUGACCUUCUACAGUCAUUGCCGGCACUCGAGAACUUCCAGUACACACUCUUGGGGACGACGCCCCUCCUGCUCUACAGUCCGUCGAAGCCGGACACAGAAAAAACGUUCUGGUCGCUGUUGAACACCGCUGACCCAGGAGCCUCAACGGGCGAGUUGUCUGUGGGCAUCCGUCAACAACCACGGGGAGAAAAAAAGUCUGCUGCCGAUGGUCCAGUGCUGCCGACGCAGCCAUCGUCGUCACUCAAUCAAGGCGCUCGACGAGAGGCACCCACGACGGUCGUUGAAGGUACUUCGCCGGCUUCAGCUGAGACAACAGAGAAGAACGUCGUAAAGGUCUCGCCGCCACCGCCGAAGGAUGAGAAAGAGGGAGUGGAGACGGAGGACAAGAAAGAAGGGAAGCCGCCCGCUACGGAUGAGACAACAGAGAAGAACGUCGUAAAGGUCUCGGCGCCACCGCCAAAGGAUGAGAAGGAGGGAGUGGAGACGGAGGACAAGAAAGAAGGGAAGCAGCCGGAUACGGGUGAGACAACAGAGAAGAACGUCGUAAAGGUCUCGGCGCCACCGCCAAAGGAUGAGAAGGAGGGAGUGGAGACGGAGGAAAAGAAAGAAGGGAAGCCGCCCGCUACGGAUGAGACAACAGAGAAGAUCGUCGUAAAGGUCUCGCCACCACCGCCAAAGGAUGAGAAGGAGGGAGUGGAGACGGAGGACAAGAAAGAAGGGAAGCCGCCCGCUACGGAUGAGACAACAGAGAAGAACGUCGUAAAGGUCUCGGCGCCACCGCCAAAGGAUGAGAAGGAGGGAGUGGAGACGGAGGACAAGAAAGAAGGGAAGCCGCCCGCUACGGAUGAGACAACAGAGAAGAACGUCGUAAAGGUCUCGGCGCCACCGCCAAAGGAUGAGAAGGAGGGAGUGGAGACGGAGGACAAGAAAGAAGGGAAGCAGCCGGAUACGGGUGAGACAACAGAGAAGAACGUCGUAAAGGUCUCGGCGCCACCGCCAAAGGAUGAGAAGGAGGGAGUGGAGACGGAGGAAAAGAAAGAAGGGAAGCCGCCCGCUACGGAUGAGACAACAGAGAAGAUCGUCGUAAAGGUCUCGCCACCACCGCCAAAGGAUGAGAAGGAGGGAGUGGAGACGGAGGACAAGAAAGAAGGGAAGCCGCCCGCUACGGAUGAGACAACAGAGAAGAACGUCGUAAAGGUCUCGCCACCACCGCCAAAGGAUGAGAAGGAGGGAGUGGAGACGGAGGAAAAGAAAGAAGGGAAGCCGCCCGCUACGGAUGAGACAACAGAGAAGAACGUCGUAAAGGUCUCGCCACCACCGCCAAAGGAUGAGAAGGAGGGAGUGGAGACGGAGGACAAGAAAGAAGGGAAGCCGCCCGCUACGGAUGAGACAACAGAGAAGAACGUCGUAAAGGUCUCGCCACCACCGCCAAAGGAUGAGAAGGAGGGAGUGGAGACGGAGGAAAAGAAAGAAGACAAGGAGACCAAGGAAGAGAAUCCCUGAGCUGUCGAGAACGCCACUCCAGAAGGGGAGGUCGAAAAACGCGGAACGGCAGCGACUUGCGAAGCACUUGAAGGAGAAUCACAAUAAGAAGGGGAGCAGGUCGCCAUUAAGGCAGACGGAGAACAGAAAGAAGAGACAGAAUCUGAGGAGAAGCAGUCAAAGGAGUAAUAAAGGGUCUUCCGGGGAAAGCGAGAGAACCGCCUAGGCAAGACUGGAGGCAGGUGUAGGAACAUGUUCAGGCACUGCUGCAUGCUCACGGCGCAAGCGAUAAACGCGAGACUUUCCAAAUUGAACUGACGAGUUCAGUAGGCACAAACCGUAUAGGAGACAGGAUGUGGAGAAGUGAAGACAAGGAGGAAGGAGCAGAGACGGGUCUUUUGUGCGGAGAGAAAAC
Molecule: messenger RNA, 7039 nt
Organism: Toxoplasma gondii ME49
Lineage: Eukaryota; Apicomplexa; Conoidasida; Eucoccidiorida; Sarcocystidae
Exons: 15
Coding region: 1-6645 (2214 amino acids)
Source: RefSeq, a predicted model, not a curated record